UCUGUUCUCUCGCGCUUUCUUGCACUAGCUAGCUAUAGGUAGCUCAGCCUGCCGUGCGCUCCGGCCAUCUCCAUGUCCCUCAUCACCGAUGAUCCCGACCGCUCCCCGAGGGACUGCGUGGCGGCCAGGCGCCACCACUCCGACAGGCGCCGGCGCCGGCUGCUGAUCGUGGCGGCGUCAGCGGUGGCGUUGCUGCUGGCCAUGGCCAUCAUACUCUGGCUCACCCUCCUUCCUUCCAGCCCGCGGUUCAGGCUGCUGUCCGCCACCGCCUCCACGAACGCCACCGGGGGCAUGGGCACCGUGCUGCUCGACGCGGCCCUCGUCGCUCACAACCCCAACGCGCACGCCCUCGCGCUCUAUGACGGCCUCCGGGCGCGCGCGUCCUACGCGGGACUCCAGCUCGCCGCCGCCGCGCCGAUCCCGCCGUUCCAGCAGGCCCAGGGCGACAUCGUGCUCUCCGCCGCGCUCUCCUCGUCCUCGGCGGCGGAGGAAACGACGGCGGGCGGGCGGUCGCCGACGCUGCUGACGCUGCGCCUGGAGGGGCGGCUUCGGUGGAAGGUGGCCGUCUGGGUGUCCGGCAGCCGCACCCUCGCUGCCGAGUGCGUCGCCGCCGCCAUCUCGCCGUCGCAGCCCAGGGCCGUCGUCGUGCAGGACUGUCAGUGCGCCACCACCAUCGGAUGAACAAAUCCGCACACCGAGUAUAUCUGCAUGUAUAGGUGUAUUAUAGUGCUUAAUUGUACGAGUACUCCCUCUAUGUUCUUGUAGUUACUGUAGUCAGUAGUUAAUUAGGAAAAGAUACGAUACGUGCAUGCAAUCAGUGCAAUUGUUGCGUGCCUUCUCUCGCAUAUGUACUUCCUCCGUUUCUUUUUACU
Messenger RNA from Triticum dicoccoides, 872 nucleotides. RefSeq names its product NDR1/HIN1-like protein 26. The coding region runs from base 73 to 681 and encodes 202 amino acids. Gene Ontology annotation, biological process: defense response to other organism. Gene Ontology annotation, cellular component: plasmodesma; plasma membrane. NCBI's taxonomy places the organism in Eukaryota, Viridiplantae, Streptophyta, Magnoliopsida, Poales, Poaceae. The record is from RefSeq and is a predicted model, not a curated record. The transcript has a single exon.